Messenger RNA from Oncorhynchus masou masou (cherry salmon), 1335 nucleotides. It is a transcript of the gene aqp8a.1, whose product is annotated as aquaporin 8a, tandem duplicate 1. The transcript has 5 exons. The record is from RefSeq and is a predicted model, not a curated record. Lineage: Eukaryota; Metazoa; Chordata; Actinopteri; Salmoniformes; Salmonidae. Gene Ontology annotation, biological process: water transport; transmembrane transport. The coding region runs from base 89 to 886 and encodes 265 amino acids. Gene Ontology annotation, cellular component: plasma membrane. Gene Ontology annotation, molecular function: water channel activity.
UAUCACGGCAUGUAUGAUGCUCUGGCUGACCACUUAACAGAGCAGGUGUAUGUGACACACAGAGAGCAGCAGGAGUCAGCUGAGCAACAUGUCCGUGAAAGAGUCAAAGACAGAGCUCUUCACCGUGGCUGGGACUGACACUGUGGAGUCCGGGCCAGGUUCAGAGGUUUUCAACUCCAGAAAGAUAGUUACCACCUUUGAGAGAUAUAUCCAACCGUGCUUGGCUGAGGUGGUGGGAUGCGCCCUUUUCAUCUUCGUGGGAUGCGGGUCUGUUAUUGAGAAUGCCGGCGUUCCGGGGAGCCUCCAGCCUGCUCUGGCUCAUGGGCUGGCGCUGGUGAUUGUUAUCGCUGUGCUGGGAGAGAUCAGCGGUGGCCACUUCAACCCAGCUGUGUCUGUGAGUGUGUGCAUCAGUGGAGGACUGGACGUAAUCCUACUGGGGCCAUAUAUACUCUCCCAGAUGGUGGGGGGAAUGAUUGGGGCUGGCUUGGCAAAGGCAGCAUCCUCCACCAUCAGCUAUACCAGUGCAGCAGGGGGAGUGUUCAACGUGGUUAAAACCAGCGGAGUGAUCGGCAGUGCCACCGUAGCAGAGAUAGUCAUGACCCUCUUCCUGUCCCUAGUGGUCUGUAUGGGGGCUGUGAACGGCAGGACCCGUACACCACUGGCCCCACUCUGCAUCGGGCUCACUGUGACUGCUAACAUACUGGCUGGAGGGUCAGCAUCUGGAGGGUGUAUGAACCCAGCGCGGGCGUUUGGCCCUGCAGUGGUAGCUAACUACUGGGAGUACCACUGGAUCUACUGGGUGGGACCGAUGGCAGGGGCCCUUAUCACUGGCAGCUUGGUCAGGUUGUUGUUGGGAGACCAGAAAACUCGCCUUGUUCUGAAGUGAAUGUGCCACCUCGGAUCAAUGGGAGCCUUUUUCACAAUGUGUUUGCCAUGCUUUUUUUUUCAAAAACAAUGUCAUUGUCUUCCCAAGUAUUGUAUUGCCCUCUAUAGCUUGCAGAACCUUUGCAGUUCCCAUCUUGUCAUACACAUCUUAUUGUAUUGAACUGUAGUGAACUAUAAAACAAAAACUGUUUGCAUAAAUACAUUACAUUCAAACCUAUGAUCACUUCUGGCCAUUCAGUCCAUCAAUCAUUGUUGAUAUGUUUGGUUCAAAGUUCUUAAAUGGAAAACAUUAAUAGUUUAUGACUAUUUUAUUACAUGAUAGGUGGUGUAAUAACUUCCAGAACUCAACAGAGGCAUUGAACUCACUGACCAAAUUUGAUCAAGUCACACUUCAGCUUGCAUGCAUAUAUAUGUAUCAUUUAUUGACAAUAAAUGCAUCCCUGUCUAUGA